Danio aesculapii is the source of this 2196-nucleotide messenger RNA. RefSeq names its product Transmembrane protein 87A-like (gene tmem87a). Gene Ontology annotation, cellular component: Golgi apparatus; membrane. Gene Ontology annotation, biological process: retrograde transport, endosome to Golgi. The transcript is spliced from 21 exons. NCBI's taxonomy places the organism in Eukaryota, Metazoa, Chordata, Actinopteri, Cypriniformes, Danionidae. The record is from RefSeq and is a predicted model, not a curated record. The coding region runs from base 72 to 1826 and encodes 584 amino acids.
GAUUUGCACAGGGAAGUGUAUAGUGUGUCUCGCGCAGAAGUUGUAACGUCGUCAACUGCUUCCUCAUUAUAAUGGCGACUGUCACGACCGAGUCAAUGGUGUCGGCAGGACUUACAAGAGUAUUUCUGAUAGUCAUUCUUCAUUUUGUACUAAUACCGCCGCUGACAGCGAAGUCAGAGCAGGGCAAAUGGACCCUGAACGUGGAUAAUGAAAAUAUUGGGAAGCAAAAUCACUUCUACUAUUCGAAGACAAUGUUCAAUGAUACUUACAUUACAAUAACAUGGCUCAAUGAAGAAUGUGGGGGUCCUGUAAACUUCAGUAUAGGAUGGUAUUUGCGAAGUUCUCCUUGCCACGAUGAAGUUUUUAGAUUUAAACCCGAAUUUCUAGUACAUUAUUUUAACUCCAGCAAAGUACAGCGGGAAGGAGGCAAUGGAUUCUAUAUAAGUCACUUGUAUGACCCUAUAACAUGUGAAUCAAAUAUUCAGAAAAAUAAGCUUGGAUUGAAGGUCUUGGAUCACCCUAAAAAGCUGCAGCCAUUACCUCCAUCAACCACAGCUGAAACGCAAGGAAGACGAAAGAGGGAUGCAGAGAACAAAGGACAGACAAAAGAGGUGGCUGCACCAAAUUCAUCCAAUGCCCCGAAAAGCAAAGACACAUCAGUGGACACUUCGCAGUCUAAACCACCUGAUGCAGUUGCACGAACCUGGGAAGACAGCCCUUACAUGUUCAUCAUUAAAAUUGAUGCCAUUUCACCUGCAAAAGACACUAAAUGGAGCAUACAACUGGAGAUCAAGAUGAAAAGCCGCCAUGACUACAUAUCUGCUUCUGAAUGGCCUUUGAUGAUUUUCUACAUGGUGAUGUGCAUCAUCUACGUGAUCAUGGGAGUGCUGUGGUUGGCUCUCUCGGCUUGUUACUGGAGAGAUCUGCUGCGGAUUCAGUUCUGGAUCGGAGGAGUGAUCUUUUUGGGCAUGCUUGAGAAAGCGGUCUACUAUGCAGAGUUCCAGAGUAUUCGUUAUGAUGGCCACUCGGUUCAAGGUGCAGUAGUGUUUGCAGAGGUGCUUUCAGCUGUGAAAAGAACGCUGGCUCGAGUGCUGGUCAUCAUUGCUAGCCUUGGAUAUGGAAUAGUCAAGCCAAGACUUGGAGCAUUGCUGCACAGAGUGGUUGGAGUAGGACUGCUUUACCUUAUCUUUUCCAUCAUAGAGGGUGUCCUGAGAGUCAACACGGAGCACGGUGGGCAAACCAGUCUGUUUUGUGACAUUGUAAUGGCCCUCAUUGAUUCAUGUAUUGUGUGGUGGAUCUUCAUCAGCCUGGCUCAGACCAUGAAGCUCCUUCGGCUGAGGAGAAACGUGGUCAAGCUCUCUCUGUACCGACACUUCACCAACACACUCAUAUUCGCUGUUAUAGCUUCUAUUAUAUUCAUCGUCUGGACAACAAAGACCUUCAAGCUAGCCAAGUGCCAAUCUGACUGGAGAGAGCUGUGGAUUGACGAUGCCUUCUGGCGCUUCCUGUUCUCCAGUAUCCUGCUCGUCAUUAUGUUCUUAUGGAGGCCGUCAGCAAACAACCAGAGGUACGCCUUCAGUCCACUGGUGGAUGAAAUUAGUGAGGAAGAGGAGGAGCAGCUGAUGAAUGAAGCCUUCGAGGGUGUGAAAAUGAGGGGAAUGAAACCAGAGACCAAUGGAAGCGCAAAACCCAGCAAAGUGGAUGAAGAUCUCAAGUGGGUUGAGGAAAACAUUCCCUCAUCAAUGGCUGACGUCGCACUGCCGCCACUGCUAGACUCAGACGAGGAGAUCAUGACCACGAAAUUCGAGAUGUCCAAAAUGGAGUAGAUUCAUGAAGAUGAUGUAUGUAUUGUAUAUAAUAUGUGUACAACAAUGCACAACUGCUUUAUCCCAAAACACGAGCUUAUUAUAAGCGACGUCUGUAAAUAUGUGGGAUGACGAGGGUAAUGCACUAAAAGACAUUUGUUUUUUGUUUUUUAAUUGCCUGUUUGUAUUUAUAUAUUUUUUUCUCAUAUAAUAUGGUGUCGGAGUUUCUUAAAACAUUACUGUAAAUUGCCUUUGACUGUUGUUUACAUAUCUGCAGUGCAAAAUGUGAUUAAAACACAUUAGUUUGUGCAUUGUGCUCUUUCCCUAAGAGGCUUUCGAGCAACAAUCCGCUUAUUAAUCACAUAAAGAUGGGAAAACAUGUAAGAUAAAA